This is a messenger RNA of Saccostrea echinata, 1236 nucleotides long. RefSeq names its product beta-1,4-N-acetylgalactosaminyltransferase bre-4-like. Gene Ontology annotation, biological process: glycosphingolipid biosynthetic process; carbohydrate metabolic process. The record is from RefSeq and is a predicted model, not a curated record. The transcript is spliced from 5 exons. Gene Ontology annotation, molecular function: N-acetyl-beta-glucosaminyl-derivative 4-beta-N-acetylgalactosaminyltransferase activity. Lineage: Eukaryota; Metazoa; Mollusca; Bivalvia; Ostreida; Ostreidae. Bases 53 to 1021 code for a protein of 322 amino acids.
AACAUGUAUUAUUUCAGGAGGCAACAGGACAGUCGAUAUCAAGCCUUGUGUCAUGGCGGAAUGUCACACACUGAAACUCCACAUUGAACGUAGCGCAGUAGAAUCCUGUAACAUGAUGUAUUGCAACAGAACAAAGUGUCAGCAAAUCAAAUGUCCCAAAACAACAAAGUUAUCGAAAUCAACACGUCGAACAAUCGAAGAUACGCAACUUCAUCCUGAUAGACGUAACUGCACUGUAUUUUCUCUUUCUUCUGCGAGAAAAAUGGGAAUAGUUGGAGGACAUUGGAUACCGACAGAAUGCAAACCUACACGUCGUGUUGCCAUCAUUAUACCAUAUAGAGAUAGAGAGGAACAUCUUUGCAUUCUUCUUAAGAAUCUUAUCCCUAUUCUGAUGGCUCAACAAACAGAAUUUAGAAUUUUUGUAAUUGAACAGACAGGAAAUACAACUUUUAACAAAGGAAGACUUAUGAAUGCCGGGUUUCUCGAAGCAGGGAAAUUAUUUGACUUUAAUUGUGUAUUCUUCCAUGACGUUGACCUUAUUCCAGAAAAUGACAGGAAUCUCUAUUACUGUGGGGAUCAACCACGCCAUCUAUCGGUGGCAAUCGAUGAAGAUGGUUACAAGUUGGUGUACAGCUGGUUAGUGGGUGGAGUGUUAGGGUUUAGACCACACAUUUUCCGUAAAGUUAACGGAUAUUCCAACAUGUUUUGGGGCUGGGGAGGGGAAGACGACGAUAUGUACUACAGAAUGACUCAUUUAAAAUUCCGUGUGAUACGACCUCCAGCAUCUGUCGCUAGAUAUACAAUGCUUCGUCACAGGAAGCGGGAACGAUUGCUGAAAAGAUUUGAUGUCCUUAAAACGUGGAAAAUCAGGAUGAAGACUGAUGGACUGAGAAAUGUUCCCUACAAACUUAUAUCUACUCAAAUUUACACAUACUAUACUAAAAUUAGAGUUGAUGUCGGUAAAUCAGAUGACUUUAUGAAAGCAGCUCAAGUAACGUUAAAAACACAAAGUCUUUUAUAAAGAUUUAAACCUCAGUGGCGGAUUUAAGGGGGAGCGCACCCGGCGCCCCCCCCCCCUAAAAUUGUCAAAGUUAUAUUAGCGUAAAUUAUAGUUUCAUCGAGAAAAUGUAAAAAUUUCUACUUGGUAGACCUCCUUUUUACCCUACAAAAUCUCUAGAAUCCAGGAGCUUGCGGGGGCUUCGCCCCCUGGACCCCCACCAGGGCUUUGCCCUGGAC